This is a messenger RNA of Lachancea fermentati, 1176 nucleotides long. The record is from the annotation of a GenBank genome assembly. Lineage: Eukaryota; Fungi; Ascomycota; Saccharomycetes; Saccharomycetales; Saccharomycetaceae.
AUGGAUUCGGACAACGUGUCGACGUUGCUUUUAGAUCAUACCUGGCCUCUUAUAGAUACGAAGGGUCAAGGUUUCAUCUAUGCAAAAGAUUUCCCGUUGCUUUUAUCUAAGAUGCAAGAAGUGUUGAAUCGAGGGAAACCUACUCACAAACAGGUAUCGCUCAUUUCAAAAACAGGCCACGAAAUAACAAGGAAAUUCGCUAAUGACCAAGAAUUUUUCAAGGUGUAUAAAGACGACUUUAAGGUGCUAUUUGACGGUCUCAUCGGGAUGUCCUUCAAGGCCGCUGUGGAUUCUUGCACAGAUGACGGAACACUUGAGAAAUUAAGAGGAACGCUUUCGUGGCAAUCGGCUGGCCACGUAGACGAAUCACUGAUCAGCGGUGAGACAAUCUUAGAGCGGCAAAAACCACUUCCAGAUCAAUCAAAUAAAGAGAAUCGGAGAGAUAUCACAGGAGAGGCUGUUCCUCCAGAUGCCAAGGAACCAGCCGCGAAUCCAGGAAACCCCCGCGAUUCCCUGCUGGGCAGUCCCGCCAGUAUUAGACGUGUAAGAAAUCUGCAAGUUGAUGUUGAAAGCUUGAAGGAAGAGGUGCUGUUUAGAGACGAAAUAAUACGAGAAAAAGACCGGGAACUUUUGGAUUUGACCAAGAAAGUCAGCGACUACAAGGAUAAGUACGAGUUUUUGGAAAGGGAGUUUCAAUUCUACAAAGAUCACGCCGAAACGAAGGCCGUGGGCAACAGUCCCGAUACCACUAAGCACGACUUCAUAAUAGCAGAGUUACGUCGGAAGAUAGAGGAACAAACGGGGAUGAUCAGCCAAAUGAAGGCUCAGAUGCCAUCAGAGUCAGAUGCGCCAUUCCGCGGAGCAAUGGAAAGCACGCAAACCAAAAUAGUGCCCCUGCAUGUCAUUCUUAAAGCCUUGGGUUUGUGUAUCGUGUUCUUGUUGAGCAGUUAUCUCGUAAUCAGCGUGGUAAGACUCAUGGCGGACUCAGCAGGAGAGCUGUCGUCGGUAGCAACCCGCGGCGUUCACCUAGAGUGGUGGGAAAAAAGUUCGCUUCUGAGUAAAAUGCGAUGGUUUUUCACAGACGCUUUCGAUGAGCUCGGAGGAAACGCACUCUACAACGAAGGCAUGAACGAUAAUUACGACAAGGUUUUUGGCAUACGAAGUGGCAAUAAAUAG